GGGAGCCGCCGGCGACGGCCCCGGAGGAGCUGCAGCGGGAGGUGGAGGAGCUACGCUCGGAGAACGAGUACCUCAAGGAUGAGCUGGAUGAACUUCGGGCUGAAAUGGAAGAAAUGCGUGACAGCUAUUUAGAGGAAGAUGUUUACCAGCUGCAGGAGCUCCGGCGAGAGCUAGACCGGGCAAACAAGAAUUGCCGCAUUCUGCAAUAUCGUCUCAGGAAAGCGGAACAGAAAAGCUUGAAAGUUGCACAAACAGGCCAUGUGGAUGGAGAGCUCAUUAGGAGCCUGGAACAAGAUUUAAAGGUAGCCAAAGAUGUUUCUGUCAGACUGCACCAUGAGUUGGAGAGCGUGGAGGAGAAACGUGUUAAAGCAGAAGAUGAAAAUGAAAUCCUUCGGCAGCAAAUUAUCGAGGUGGAAGUAUCCAAGCAGACACUGCAAAAUGAGCUGGACAAGUUAAAAGAGAGUUCCCUGAAGAGAAGAGGCAGCAGAGAAAUGCACAAAGAAAAAAAGGCAUUUACCCAGGAGGACAGCGCUGAUUUGAAGUGCCAGCUCCAGUUUGCCAAAGAGGAGGCAGCGCUGAUGCGUAAGAAGAUGGCCAAACUGGGGAGGGAAAAGGACGAACUGGAGCAGGAGCUCCAGAAGUACAAAUCCAUCUAUGGAGAUGUGGACAGUCCCCUGCCUACUGGGGAGGCAGGGGGCCCACCCAGCACCAGGGAGGCCGAGCUGAAGCUUCGUUUGAAGCUGGUGGAGGAGGAAGCCAACAUACUGGGCAGAAAAAUAGUGGAACUGGAGGUGGAGAACAGGGGGAUUAAAGCUGAGAUGGAGGAUAUGAGGUGCCAGUAUGAAAAAGAGUGCCUCAGCAGGGACCACAUUUCAAGCAUUCCUACCUCGCCCUACGGUGACUCCGUGGAGUCAGCCAUGGAGCUGCGCCGGCACCUGCAGUUCGUGGAAGAGGAAGCAGAGCUGCUGAGGCGGUCGAUCUCCGAAAUCGAGGAUCACAACAAGCAGCUAACGAACGAGCUGAACAAAUUCAAGUUUGAGCCCGGCCAGGAGCCAGGCUGGUUGGAUGACACGGCAUCCAAGUGCGGUGGGACCUUGCAAGAGGAGCUGAAGUCGGCCAGGUUGCAAAUCAAUGAGCUGAGUGGGAAAGUGAUGAAGCUCCAGUACGAGAACAGGGUCCUGAUGUCCAAUGUCCAGCGUUAUGAUCUUGCCUCUCACCUGGGCCUGCGCACUUCCAGUCCCAGGGACAGCGACGCUGACAGCGAUGCCGGGAAAAAGGAGAGUGACAGCGAAGAGGGUCGCCUGCCCCAGCCAAAGAGAGAGGGGCCCAUCGGGGGUGAAAGCGACUCCGAAGAAGUUUAUGAGAAGACGUCAGGUUUUGGGAGUGGGAAGCCGUCGGAAGUCAGCGACCUGUGCUCCGCCGAGCUUAUGAGAGUGAAAGAGGACACUGAGUCUUUAAUUAACAUCAAACGCGAGGCUGAGCGACUCGAAAGGACCGUGGAUCGCCUUAUCACUGAUACAGACAGCUUGAUUUAUGAUGCGAAGGUGCAUGUAACCAGCAGCCCAUCCACUGAGCAGGAUUUCAGAAGUGGUGAAGAAAGGGGAGAAGAUAAGCACGAACCAGAGCUUCUGGACACCGUCAACUCCAGGAUGAAAGCUUUCCGGAAGGAGCUGCAGACCUUCCUGGAGAAGGUUGAUCACAUUGGAGAGGGCCUUAAGGAGCAGAUGGAGGACCUCUCCCCUCUUCCCCAUCUCACAGAGUCUUCCAGUUUUCUGUCCACAAUGACGUCCAUGUCCCGAGACUCUCCCAUUGGUAACCUGGGGAAGGAGUUAAUCACCGACUUCCAGUCCAAACUGAGGGAUCAGAUGGAGUGGCAGCUCAAACAAGAUCGUGGAGAGGAGCAAGAGAUUCACCACCAGCGAGCCACCACCGACCCACACCGCAGAGCUGAUGGAGACAUUAAACUCUACAGGCCAGGAGACAAGGGCUGUUUCAGUCUAGAGCUGGAGGAGGAGCAUAUGCAGACCCUGCGGAGGAAAGACUUGGAAGUGCAGAGCUUGACUUUGCAGAACAAACUGGAAGAGAAGACCUGGAGCCAGGAGAAAAGUCUGCUGCAGCAAGAACUCAGGCAUUUCAAGCAGGACACCUUUCUCCUGUAUGUCAAACUGAAGUGGCUGCUGAAACAUUGGCGGCAAGGCAAGCGAAUGGAGGAGGAAGGAGAGGACAUAUUAGAGAUCGAGCACCCUGAGGCCCUCCCAGACUUUGGCAUUCAGUCUGAGCAGAAGGCGGAUGAUGCAGAGCGAGAGGAGGAGGAAGAGGAUGUUGUGUUUGCACUGACAGAUUUCUCCCAGCGUCCAGCCAUGGAGAACACUGAUCAUGGACCACAGCUGCAGACUGCAGAAUUACUGCAGCAGCAGAAGCAGGCAAGUGAAAAUCGGAAGCUUCUGAAUGCUCUGAAGGGUUUGCUGGAUGACUUCCGCUCGGAGCUGCGGGACGAGGAGCGUGAGCGCCAGGGGCUCCAGCAGCAGUACGCCCUGCACAAGGCAGCCUGGGAGGUGGAAAUGACUGAACUGAAGUGUCACCUCGAACAGCUGGAAGGAAAGAGUGAGAACACCUCAGGAGAAACAGGCCUCACUUCUGAUGCAAAGGGAGCUUUUAAAAGGGAAAGAGAGGAGCACAAGAAGCUUCUGGCUGAGAGUCAUGGUGUGGUGAUGGACCUCCGCUGGCAAAUCCAGCACAGUGAGAAGAACUGGAACCGGGAAAAGGUGGAGCUCCUGGACAGGCUUGAUAGAGACCGGCGAGAAUGGGAGCGUCAAAAGAAGGAGCUGCUCAGGCGGAUAGAGCAGCUUCAGAAAGAAGUGAGCCCACGAAGAGGAGGUGGUUUUCUGUGUGACCAGAAGGAGAGUAACCUUCGUCCAUUUAUGACCCAGGGGAACCUUCAUGUGCCGCGUCUGAUGGGGUCAAGAUCCUAUUCUGAUUCAGAUGCCAUUCAGUUUGACGAUCGGUCACUGUCUAAGCUGAAGGAGAGCGAUCGGUGCAGCGCCACGGAAAACCUCUUUCUGGAGUCACUGUCUCUUGAUUCCCCCGACGAGUCUGAUGAGCACCGGUCUCGGCAGCUGGAGCGGGACAAAUUCUUGGCAGGAUUAACGGAAGAGGAAGAAACACACAAAGGAAAUCUUCAAAGGGCCAUGUCCGUUUCUUCCAUGUCAGAAUUUCAGCGCCUGAUGGAUAUUUCUCCAUUUCUACCAGAAAAAAACUUGCCUUCAUCCAGCAGCAAAGAUGACAUAACCCCUCCCCUGUCUCCUGAUGAUCUGAAAUACAUCGAGGAGUUCAACAGAAAUUGGGAUUACAGUAACACUAGGAACCAUGGUGGGGCCACCGAGAAGCCUGCAGAAGGCUGGGCAGAAAGGACAGAAAUUGGGAAAGCCGGGAAUGAUCCUGCUUCAGAUCCCUUCCAGGCAUCAUCAUGGUACCUCACCACCAGUGUCACUAUGACAACUAACACCAUGACUAGUCCAGAGCACUGCCAGAAGCAGCCAACGAGGAGUCACGGUGUAACCGAAAAAAUGGGAGUUCGGGUCUUUCACAGCCCACCGGUUGUCCGUAGGUUUGAUAACUCAGUGAUAGCUGGCAGCGAAGGGAAAAACCAGGUUGAGCCGGACUUCCUGUUUUCUGUGACCAAAGCGAUGGGGAAUGUCGCUGAGUCAAAAGGUGCUUCCUCGGAUAUGUUUGGAAGAUGGUCUUGUGACCUGGCCAAACAUCAUAAGGAUUUUCUGGAGAGUGGUCUUCAUCCCAUUGAACGUCCUAUUUGCACUACUGUGGGCUUUGCCUCACCCUUGCACAGCUUGGAGAUGUCCAAAAACAUGAGUGAUGAUAUGAAGGAGGUCGCCUUCUCUGUCCGAAAUGCAAUACGCUCUAACUCUAAUUCAACAGAGCCUCAGUUUAAGGACACCGCGUGUCAAACCAAUGGUAUGAGAACGACAGGGACGCAGACCACCCAGACGAUCAGUGUUGGCUUGCAGACGGAAACCCUGCGCAGUAUCACCAGCAGUCCACACAAGUGUCUGACACCAAAGGGGGGGUCCACGCCUGUCUCUUCACCAUCCAGAAGCCUAAGAAGCAGGCAAGUGACCCCCGUCAUUGAAAAGGUCCAGGCUAAGUUUGAACGCACAUGCUGCUCCCCCAAAUAUGGCUCUCCAAAGUUGCAAAGAAAAAUCCUUCCCAAAUCAGACCAGCCAAAUAACCGGACUUUGCCUGGCACACCUCAGAAAGGAUUCAGUGAGUCCGCUUGGGCUAGAUCAACUACUACAAGGGAGAGUCCUGUCCACACCACUAUCAACGACGGCCUCUCCAGUUUGUUCAACAUUAUAGACCAUAGCCCCAUCUUUCAUGAGACCUUCCAAAAAUGCCCUAGGUCUAGCAGCCGGUCCAGGUCAGCAGAACCCAGACCAGAACUGGGCCCAGUGCAGGAGCCAUGUACAAAUGCCCGUGGCAGAUCACCCAGUCCUCUCCGGUUGGGGACAGAGACACAAAAGGAAGAAGGGACUGAGGUGACAAGUAUCAGGCAGGACUUAUCUGCUCCUCCAGGGUACACACUUACAGAAAAUGCUGCCAGGAUCUUGAAUAAGAAACUUUUGGAGCAUGCCUUAAAGGAAGAGAGAAGGCUACCUUCACACAGCCCACCAAAUCUUAGCAAUGACAACAGCACAGGAGAAAUUGUCAAAGUAGAUCCAGGGUCCAUAGAGGAACUACCUUGUUCUGCACUAGCCCCGUCCCUCCAACCCUGCUUCUCCCGGCCAGAGAGACCAGCGAACCGGCGCCCACCGUCGCGAUGGGCUUCACAUUCCCCUACUGCCUCACAGUCGCAGUCCACCGGAGACCUGACUUCCUCGGAGGAGAGCGGAAGCAAGGAGCCGCCAGCAGAGACCCCCAGCCAGGGAGGCGAGCCGGCCUGACUCCGCACGGCAACAGGGGGGCUGCGACUCGCCUCCGCCAGGUCGCCCGCCAGCCGUCUCUGCCGCGAAGGAGAGAGGCCCGCUUGGAGAGGUCAAAGAAUGUUCUCAGACGCAGCUGCUGAAUGUCCGACCUGGGAAACAGAGGUGUUUCUAGAAUGAAACAGUUAAUGUGCCUGUAAUAACUUAAUUUUUUUCAUAGCUGAGAAAACUAUUUUUGUCUCCAUCUUUUCUACAUACAGUAUAUUAACAAAAAAAAAAACAAAAAACAAAAAAAAGGGUUAAAAUGAUAUAAAGUAAGAUUUAAAAGAAAAUGUAAAUUAAGUUUUAAGGAAAUUUGAAUAUGUGCUCGCGCUCUCUCCAAAUACUGACUGCCUUUUGGUUAUAUUUGCACUGUUAUGUUUUCAAUUUUGCUUUUGGGUUGUUUUUUUUUUAUUUCAUGUAAAACUAGGGUCUUAAGUUAAUUUUAUUCUAUUUUAAUGUCAGUGUUACCUGUUUUUAAAAGUAAGGUUCUUAAAGAUGCUUCAACUGUCUGAAGCGAUACCUUUUAAGUAGUGAAGAAAGCCAUUAAGCUAGUUCACUAGACUUGUAUUAAUUGAGAUGGAGGGGAAUACAGGUAAACAGAAGAAAAAGUGUAAAAAAAAAAAAGAAUGCCUCAGAAAGUCUUAUGGAGUUAGCUGUAAAAUACACCUACAAUACUUGACUUGCAUGCCUCUGGGUCCUCGCACUUUAGUGCAUGUACAUACUGCUACUGUACCAUCACAUAAAUGUGAGUCAAUCUGUUUCAUUGUAAUAUUGUUGUGAAUUUACCUGUACUGUACUUUUAUUGUUGGUAUUCUUGCAUUGACUAUACAAAAAGAGUUUUUAAAUUAUUGUUAGCAGUUGAACUGGCUAUGUACAGCGUUUACUGAGAACUUCCUUCGUUUUGGAAAACCAUGGAGAUCUCUGGGCAUACUAAAUUGUAACUGGUCUUGUUUAAGAGUCUAUUGGAGACCAUGUGAAGUGGAAAUAAAACCCUCAGUA
Messenger RNA from Gymnogyps californianus (California condor), 5975 nucleotides. It is a transcript of the gene MTCL1, whose product is annotated as microtubule crosslinking factor 1. The transcript has 14 exons. NCBI's taxonomy places the organism in Eukaryota, Metazoa, Chordata, Aves, Accipitriformes, Cathartidae. Gene Ontology annotation, biological process: regulation of autophagy; microtubule bundle formation; establishment or maintenance of epithelial cell apical/basal polarity. Bases 105 to 4955 code for a protein of 1616 amino acids. Gene Ontology annotation, cellular component: midbody; apicolateral plasma membrane; microtubule bundle. Gene Ontology annotation, molecular function: microtubule binding. The record is from RefSeq and is a predicted model, not a curated record.